AUGUCUGAUAAUAAAAAUAAUGCAAGUAGUUCUAAAAAAUAUGAAUCAGAUAAUGCAUCAGAAAGUUUAGCUGAAAGUGAUUUGGAAACAAAAAUAAUUAUUUUGUUUGAUAAAAUUAAAAAUAUAUAUAAAGCUAUUGAAAACAAAGAAAAUAUUAAUUUAGAUAAAACAAUAAGAAUUUUAAAACAAGUUAGUGAUUUAACAAUAACAAACUAUAAUAGAGUUUAUAAAGAACAAAAUGAAACAAUUGAUGCACUAAAAUUAAUUAAUUUAAAUUUG
Messenger RNA from Cetraspora pellucida, 279 nucleotides. The record is from the annotation of a GenBank genome assembly. NCBI's taxonomy places the organism in Eukaryota, Fungi, Glomeromycota, Glomeromycetes, Diversisporales, Gigasporaceae.